UCCUUCAUCUAUUGACAUGUUGAUUGGUGCUGAUCUAUUUUGGCAACUAAUAGGGUCCAAACAAACAACUCUAGGGAAAAAUAUGCCUAUACUUCGUGAUUCAAAAUUAGGUUGGCUAAUUGCAGGUCCUCUGCCAAGUUUUACCAAACCUAUUCCUAAUAAGCAAAUCAUAUGCAAUUUCACACAAAAUAAUCAAGAUUUCCCUAAUCUAGAAAAACAAAUGUCAAUUUUUUGGGAGCUAGAGAGCCUUCCACCCACUAAGCCUUAUACACGCGAGGAAAGACUUUGUGAGCAACAUUUCAUCGCCAACACCACUCGUGAGGACAGUGGCCGUUUUUGUGUUGCUAUACCCUUACGAGACGAUAGAGAUUGUUUAGGUAAUUCCUAUCAAUUAGCAAAGAAAAGAUUUAUUAGCUUAGAAAGUCGUUUCAAAAGGCAACCAGAACUCAAAAAGGCCUAUUCAGAAUUUAUUGAAGAGUAUGCUGAACUCGGUCAUCUCUCUGAAACUAAGAGUUCACUAUUACCCACAAAUUGUUAUUUUCUACCUCACCACCCGGUUAUUAGAGAAAAAAGUGAAUCCACAAAAUUAAGGGUUGUGUUCGAUGCAUCAGCUCGCACUUCCUCUGGUUUCUCUAUUAAUAAUUUGCAAAUGGUAGGACCUAUAGUACAGGAUUCUUUAUUUAACAUUCUCCUUCGUUUCCGCCAACACAAAUAUAUUUUAUCGGGGGACAUUGAAAAAAUGUACCGCCAAAUCAAUGUUAGAGAGUCAGAUCGUAGCUUUCAAAUAAUUCUAUGGCGUAACAAUGAAGGCGAAACUUUAAAAACAUUUCAAUUAAACACAGUAACCUACGGGUUCUCGAGUGCAAGUUUUCUUUCUACAAGGUGUAUCUGGCAAUUGGGGGAGGAAUGUGAUGAUCCAAAUGUUAAAACUAUUAUUCAAAGAGAUUUCUAUUGUGAUGAUUUGCUUACAGGAAGCGAUUCGGCUUCAGAACUUCGUCAUAUUCAGCGCUCGGUGUCAGAUGAACUAUCUAAAGGCUGUUUUAACCUCAGGAAAUACAGAUCUAACCUUCCUGAUUUAUUCCCUGCAAAUGAAUUGCAAACUGAAACAGAUAACCUAAUAAUCAGUCAUGCCACUAGUACAUUAGGUAUCGGCUGGUCGCCUAGUUCAGACAAAAUUAACUUCGAAAUCGAAGCUCAUCCCAUCAAAACUAUCUCUAAACGAUCUAUUCUCUCCGCUACCUUUAAAAUAUUCGACCCACUGGGAUUGCUCUCAUUAUGCACUAUAAAACCCAAGAUAAUAUUGCAAAAACUAUGGUCUCUAAAAUUAGAUUGGGAUGAGCCUGUCCCUGAUGGCAUUCAAACAACUUGGUUAAAGUUUGCUCAAAAUGUACAUUACAUUUCAGCUUUAAAUGUUCCCAGGCUUGUUCUAAUGCAAGAUCGAUCGACAAUCGAGCUGCAUUGCUUCUGUGAUGCUUCAGAACAAGCGUAUGGCGCUUGUGUCUAUUUAAAGUCAACCAACACAUCAGGUAACAGUCAAGUUCAUUUGCUUACCGCCAAGGCGCGCGUCGCUCCCAUAAAGACCAUCACUAUCCCAAAAUUGGAACUGUGUGCUUGUCUCCUAGGUGCACAGCUUAGCUCGUCAGUAACAAAGGCCUUAAGGUGCAAAAUCGAUAGACAGUUCUACUGGACUGACUCUAGUAUUGCCCUAGGUUGGCUCAAGUCCGAAGGUAAAGCAAAAACCUUUGUAGCUAACAGAGUAGCUAUUAUAGGAGAACUCACCGAUGUCUCUAUGUGGCGACACGUACCCACUGUCGACAAUCCAGUAGACCUGGCAUCUAGAGGCAUAGAUCCUCAAAACCUAAAAGAUUGUUCUUUAUGGUGGCACGGGCCUACAUUCCUUCUUCAGCCAGAAUCUUCCUGGCCUACAUUUACUGUUCCCGUUACCGUUCUGGCGGCGGAAGUGACACCUGAAGAACAGGUGGUCGAUUUUAAUAGAUUUUCUAAACUCUCUACUCUACAAAGAGUUAUGCUUGGGUAUUCAGAUUCAUUCACAAUUGCAAAAAUCCUAAAAAUAAAUUUGUUAAAGAACUCCAAAUAAAUGAAUUAACUAAAUCAAAAGAAAUGCUCAUAAUUAUAGCUCAAAACGAAUGCUUUCAUGACGAAAUAAAUCGUCUCAAAUUAAAUAAGUCUCUUUCACCCAAAAAGCAUCUCUCAUCCCUCAAUCCAUUUUUAGAUCAAACUGGAACCCUGCGUGUGGGAGGUCGCAUAGACAAUUCAAAUUAUGACUAUGAAAAACGGCAUCCUGUAGUUUUAAACGCAAACCAUCCUCUAACAAAAAUGAUAUUUCAACAGGAACACCUCCGACUCCUACACUGCGGUCCCCAACAUUUGUUAGCCUCUAUAAGAGAUCAGUAUUGGCCUAUAGGUGGUCGUAACUUGGCACGAAAAACAGUUCGUAAUUGUCAUGUAUGUCGACGCUUUACGAGCAAGACUAUGUCUAAUAUCAUGGGAAAUCUACCCAAUGAACGCGUUGAGCCUGACUAUCCAUUUAACACAGUGGCCACUGACUUUGCUGGACCAUUUUACAUUACAGAUAGAAAGGGGAGAGGCUGCAAAAUCACAAAAUGUUACUUAUGUAUUUUUGUGUGGUUUCGGUACAAAUGUGUUCAUUUAGAAGCAGUAAGUGAACUAAGUAAGGAUGCAUUUAUUUUAACUUUAAAUAGAUUCAUUGCACGUAGAGGUAUGCCAAAAAUUGUAUAUUGUGACAACGGUAGAAAUUUUGUUGCCGCAGCCAAGGAAAUUUUUAAUUUUGUAGAGUCCAAUAAAGACACUAUUUUAGACUUUGGAGCUCGUCGGGGCAUCGAAUUUAAAUUUUCUCCGGCAUACGCUCCUCAUUUCAAUGGUCUGGCUGAGGCGGGGGUCAAAUCAGCUAAACAUCACAUUUCUAGAGUUCUCGGACACACUCACUUGACUUUCGAGGAACUCAGUUCUCUAUUUGCACAAGUUGAAGCAAUCCUCAACAGCCGCCCCCUUUGUCCCCUCAGCUCCUCACCUAAUGACUAUCAGUCCCUUACCCCGGCUCACUUUUUGAUCGGUAGGUCGCUGACAUCGCUGCCGUCGCCGAGCCUCAUGGACCACAACAGCAAUCGCCUCGACCGCUUCAAACGCCUCGAACAAUACAGACAACACUUCUGGAAGCGGUGGGCCACCGAAUAUGUUGCUGAGCUACAACAACGCACAAAAUGGCGAACCAAUUGUACUAACUUGAAACUAGAUGAUCUAGUGCUCGUCAAGGAUGACAGCACCCCACCCCUAUGCUGGCGAUUAGGCAGAAUUGCCAAGAUAUAUCCUGGAACCGACUGCGUGCCUCGCGUCGCUGACGUCACCACUUCGCAAGGAACGAUCAGGAGAGCACUCAAUCGCCUCUGCCUUCUACCAACAUCAGAAAACCAGUUUUGAAAGCUCUAUUUCGCUAGAGCUUCCAAGGGCCGGCAAGAUGUCUACGCCAUAAUGUCGCUGCUGAUCUAUGGACCAAUCACAGCGCGUAACGUGGGCGCUCCUGCGCCGAGCUGUCAAAUUCACAC
This is a messenger RNA of Ostrinia furnacalis (Asian corn borer), 3584 nucleotides long. RefSeq lists its product as uncharacterized. The record is from RefSeq and is a predicted model, not a curated record. Gene Ontology annotation, biological process: DNA integration. The transcript has a single exon. Lineage: Eukaryota; Metazoa; Arthropoda; Insecta; Lepidoptera; Crambidae. Gene Ontology annotation, molecular function: nucleic acid binding. The coding region runs from base 2122 to 3459 and encodes 445 amino acids.